Molecule: messenger RNA, 2617 nt
Organism: Gossypium arboreum
Lineage: Eukaryota; Viridiplantae; Streptophyta; Magnoliopsida; Malvales; Malvaceae
Product: PX domain-containing protein EREL1-like
Exons: 10
Coding region: 245-2371 (708 amino acids)
Biological process (GO): protein transport
Molecular function (GO): phosphatidylinositol binding
Source: RefSeq, a predicted model, not a curated record
GUUUAAAGAGUACAGUGACUGGGGAAUCAUUAAAUCUAAUCAAUAAUAGUAAAAAGAGAAAAAGGCCAAAUAAUUGAAAUUCCUACGGCUAAACACCUGCGUGACGCUUCGGUAUAGUUGUCUACUUUUUCCCCUCGAUCCGAUCAAUAAACCCUAAAAGCUGUUUGCAAUCGAUUUUAAUGUUCAAUUUCAAUUCCCAGACAGAGAUCGUCGUCGUUUCGUAGUGAAUAAAAAGGAGAAAUAGAUGAUGCAGAGACGGAGUCCACCGAAGCACAGGCAUGAUGGGACUUCGCCACUGCCUCUCGGGAUGGAUUGGAGUCCUCCCCCUCGUAAAUGGAAUGGGAGAGAAACUGUUUGGCCACACGAUCCUCGAACUGGAUGGAGUUACUGUGUUACAAUACCUUCGUGGGUUGUCCUUCCAAAAUCAAGAGAUUCAGAUCCUGUAGUGUUUUACAGGGUACAUGUAGGGGUACAAUCACCAGAUGGUAUUACAACUACACGUGGAGUUUUGAGAAGAUUUAAUGAUUUUUUGAAGCUAUUCAAUGAACUCAAAAAGGCAUAUCCCAAGAAAAGUCUUCCCCCUUCUCCACCCAAGGGGCUGUUGCGUUUGAAAAGUAGGGCUUUGUUGGAAGAGAGAAGGUGUUCAUUGGAGGAGUGGAUGACAAAGCUAUUGUCUGACAUUGACAUGUCAAGAAGUGUCUCAGUGGCAUCCUUUCUUGAAUUAGAAGCUGCUGCGAGGUCUUCAUUCCAAGAAUUAAACGAAUGCUCAUCAGAAGCUAAUAUUGCUGGAAAUAGCACAAUUUCUUCAAAAGUUCCUUCCAGUUCAAGUAUAUCUCAUUUUGCUGGUGGUUCGUCAAUCACAUCAGAUUAUGGUAGCGAUACUGCUUAUGAGACAUCUGAGCUUGGGACACCUAGGUUAGGGAGAGAUGACAGUUCUGAAAUUGGUUCAGGAGAUCUGACACUGGAUGAAGAUUUAACAGGUUCAAUAGAAAAAAUUGUGAAGUAUGGUAUAUCAAAUAUUGAUGAGGGACUAUUUAUGGGACAGGCAAUUUUGGAGCAGCUAGAAGAUUUUCCUAGGCAUAGAACAUUGGCCAUAAACAUGAAUAGUACUUCAGGGAAUGAUAUUUAUAAUGGAAACGGGUCCAGAGCUUCAUUUGUUGCUGGUAAUGGAUUGGAACUCUUUUCUGAGCUAGAGCCGGCUAAAGUGGCUGGUCAUGCUCGGAAGUUAUCAACUGAAAGUUUUGGAAGUGAUGUAAGUUUUCUGAGAGGUGGUGAUAUGUCCAUUUGUGGGAUUCCAAAUUCAUCUGUUAAUGGCUUUGUUGACCUUCCUGGAACUUCCGAAGUAUUAAAUACAAUGGGAAGUCUUGGAAACUCAGAUCCUCAGUCUUCUGGAGAUACAAAAAUUGUUCUUCCAUUGGAUCAGCGUCAUAAGAUGAAUAGGGUUCUUUUAACCAUGCAGCGGAAACUAGCCACUGCAAAAACUGACAUGGAGGAUCUUGUAGCCAGAUUAAAUCAAGAAAUAGCAGUGAAAGGUUAUCUUACCACAAAGGUUAAGGAUUUGGAAGUGGAACUUGAAAGCACCAAACAAAAAAGUAAAGAAACCCUGCAGCAAGCUAUCCUGAUUGAGAGGGAAAGGUUUACGCAAAUGCAGUGGGAGAUGGAAGAACUUCGGCAGAAAUCAUUGGAAAUGGAGUUGAAGUUGAAUCCUAAUCAGGAUGAGAAGCAAAUAACAGAGACAACCAACCAAUUGGCUGAAGAGGAGAAAGAUGCAAUGCUGCAAGAGUUAAAUGCUACUAAGGAACAGCUGAACAGUAUAUCAAAGCGAUAUGAAGAGCUAGAGCUUAAAUCAAAAGCAGAUAUUAAAGUUCUGGUUAAAGAGGUCAAGUCUCUCAGGAAAUCCCAAAAGGAACUGAAGCAGGAGGUUGGUCAGUCACUAUCAGAAAAAGCUGAAGCUGAGGUACAACUAGUACAGGAAAGACAAAUAAUUAAGCAUGUAAGAAAUGCUAGAGAAAAGCUGCUCAACAAGUGCCGGCUUCUUCACAACCAUCUUCUUGAAUGCAGUGUGAAUUUGUCUACAGAUGAUGAAAAUUUAAUCAAAGAUUCUUCCUUUGUUCAAGAAGCACUGGAUUUGUUGACUACAUCUGAUAAUAAAAUCAUUCUCCUACUUGAGGAGGCGCAACUAUUAGCCAAGGAAGAAGGCAGUGCCACUGGCAAUGAUGAUAUCCAAUUGAACAACCACUACAAUAGUAGAACAGAUGAUGAGUUAAGGAAGAUCAUAGCAGGCAUUUUCACCGAGAAUGCUAACUUAAAAAAAGAGGUAAAUUCUCAUCUACGGCAUAAACUGAAAUGUGAUAAUCAUAUCAAAGAAUAAUGAUAAGGAGUUAACCAAGUCUUGAGAAAAUAUGCAAUGGGGUUUGAAUAUUGUAGUUAUUUUUCUAUCAUUUAGAUUAUGAUAAGGUAACCCCCACAAUCUCCAUUAUAGUCCCACAGUAAUUAAUUACAUUGCGAAUUUUGGGGUUACAUGUAUACCGCUAAUGCAGAGAAGAUGCCCUUUUAUAACACUGCUGUAUUCUAUAUAUUAUCUUUUGAAUAACAAUGGAGAAAAAUGAAAGCAAAA